Molecule: messenger RNA, 1275 nt
Organism: Spinacia oleracea (spinach)
Lineage: Eukaryota; Viridiplantae; Streptophyta; Magnoliopsida; Caryophyllales; Amaranthaceae
Exons: 3
Coding region: 1-1275 (424 amino acids)
Molecular function (GO): nucleic acid binding; RNA-DNA hybrid ribonuclease activity
Source: RefSeq, a predicted model, not a curated record
AUGACGCCACCCCUCCUGUCUAAACCCAAGGAAGGUGAAGUUUUACAACUUUACCUUGCCGUCAGCACGACAGCAGUCAACGCGGUGUUUUCCCGAGAAGACGAAACGCAACAACUGCCCAUCUACUACAUCAUUAAGUCCUUAUUAGAGGCAGAAACCAGGUAUUCCUCCCUCGAAAAACUUGUUCUAGCACUCGUCACUGCAGCCAAAAGACUAAGGCAUUAUUUUGAAACUCACCAAAUAGUGGUGAUGACUAACUAUCAAAUUAAGUCUAUGAUGCGUAGGCCAGAACUGACAGGUCGAAAGGAAAUAUGGACGAUGGAACUAGGAGGAUUCGGUAUCAAAUACCAACCGAGGACGGCUGUAAAGUCGCAGGCCCUAGCAGACUUUGUGGCAGACUUCAGCCCCGACUUGGAGAAGAUAGCAGACGACGAAGUCAAACACAUCAACAGUAUAGGCAGAACGUGGACACUCUUCGUCGACGGCUCAUCUAACUUUCGUGGUGCAGGUUUAGGCGUCGUGCUGAAAUCACCACAAGGGGACAUGAUAGCACAUACCAUAUGCUGCGACUUUAAAGUGACGAACAACGAAGAAAAGUACGAGGCACUAAUCGCCGGAAUGACGUUAGCUGGAAAGUUUGGAGCAAGCGGACUCGACAUCUUCAGCGACUCACAACUGAUCAUCAACCAGAUCAACGACGACUACGAAGCUAAAGACCUAAAAAUGACCUUGUACCUCGAGAAGGCCAAAAAAUUAACCACAAAGUUCAAACCCUUCUCAAUAAAACAAAUACCACGAGACCAAAACACACAAGCCGAUGCACUCGCAAACUUAGGAUCUGCACUCAGAAGAUCACCAUUCUCGACCAUACCCUUAGAUGUGCUAUUCAAAAAAUCAGCCAACGGAAUGAUGAUGCGAUGUGCAGAAAAGACAGAAUGGGAAGGACUACUUCAGCAAUACCACGAAGAAGAAUGCGGAGGACACGAGGGAGGACGAAGCUUAUCAACAAGGAUCAAGAGGAACGGAUACUAUUGGCCGACGAUGUUCAAAGAUGCCAUGAGGUACGUUGCCAAGUGCGACAAAUGCCUAAGGCACGCAAGUAUGACACAUAAGCCAUCCGAGUUCUUGCAUCCAACCUUAACACCGUGGCCUUUCAUGAAAUGGGGAAUGGACAUCGUCGGUUUGGAGUACCCUCAGAGAUCAUAUGCGACAACGGGUCAUAGUUCAUCAGCGACAAGACAAGAGCUUUCUGCAAAACAUGGAACAUCGAGCUGA